Symbiodinium necroappetens is the source of this 684-nucleotide messenger RNA. Lineage: Eukaryota; Dinophyceae; Suessiales; Symbiodiniaceae. The record is from the annotation of a GenBank genome assembly.
AUGUUUGAAAUAACCCUGGCGAACUGGCCUCCGGCCUCCAGACUACUGGCGGAAAACGUCUCCGAGUGGUUCAUGCUGUUCGGAGUUCUCCACAAGCUGACCAUUGGCUUUGCAGUGGUGAGCGUUGUGAACGGUGUCUUCAUGCAGGAGACAUUCAAUGUCGCGGCUUCGGAUGACCGAGUCAUGAUUCAGAAGCGCAAACGCAACUUUCAAAUGCAUCGCCUCAAGAUGGAGCGAUUUUUCCACCUGGCAGACAAGUCCAGUGAUGGCGCCAUUGACAUAGAUGAGUUCAGGGAAAUGACCGAGCACAAGGAAGUCUCCGCUUGGUUGCAGGCAAUGGAAUUAGAUGUCUCCGAUCCGGACAAGCUUUUUUUGUUGAUCGACAGCUCAAGACGAGACGGCAGGAUAACCCUGGAAGAGCUGAUACGCGGAGUCGGCAGGCUCAAGGGCUCAGCCAAGAGCUUGGAUGUAGCUUGCAUGCUGGAAGAAGUCGCCAAACUGCAUGAUCUCAUCGUUUCUCAAGGCUUUCGGCCAAUGCCCGUGGCACAGAGCUCACCGGCGGACUUUUUGGCCAAGGCCAGAUCGAAGACGACGCGUCUGCGUGAUGCUCUUGGUGCCAAGAGCACCACUUCUGCGGAUGGUAGGCAGUUCAGCGAGUGGCUGCGCAGUACUGAGGACAUUUGA